GCUGCAACAUGGCGACUCUCCGAAGAGACUACGGAGAGUGGAGAUACAACCGUUUUUAAACUAUAUAGUUACGCCUCGUACAAUGUGGCGGGAUUAGCCCAAGCCUCGACAUCCACAACAUUGUAAACGAUGUUUGCAGAGGCCAGUCUGUCUGUGUGGGGAUGGGGGGGUCUAGGAGUGGUGCUGUUCCUCAUCACUUUCGGACCCUUCGCUAUCUUCUACCUGGCCUUCUAUAUCUGCUGCUUCGUAGGAGGUGGUUUUGCGGUCACUCUGUUGUUUGGGAAGACCAACUCAGAGAGACAUCUAGAGAAGUGUGAACACUCCUACCUUCCGGCCACGCAAACGGGUAUACUGAAGACGUUGGAUGAGCUGAGGUUGGCUCCGAAGCCUAUAAAGAUAGACAGGAGACUGACUGGCUCCAACUACAUAGACGAGCCUCUGCAACAGGUCAUCCUGUUUGCAUUGAGAGAUUAUAUCCAGUACUGGUAUUACGCUCUGAGUGAGGAUGAGUCUUUUCUGCUGGAAAUCAGACAGACUGUCCAGAACGCUCUGGUCCAGUUCUCUACACGGUCUAAAGAUGUAGACUGGCAGCCUUAUUUGACCACCAGACUGGUGGAUGACUUCGCUACUCACCUUCGAGUCUUCAGAAAGGCCCAAGACAGACUGGAGGGCAGGGAAGACAAUAAACAGAGGGACUUGUCGGAGGAGAUGGUGGAGUCGUUCUUUGAGGCGGAGGUGGAGAUGGAGAGGAACAUCUGUAGAGACGUGGUCUGCACCUCCCUGAAGGAUGAAGAAGGGUUCCUGAGGGAUCUGUGUGAGGUGCUGCUGUAUCUGUUACUACCUCCUGGAGACUUCCACAACAAGAACAUGAGAUAUUUCCUCAGGGAGAUUCUGGCGCAAGGCGUUCUCCUUCCACUGGUCAACCAGCUGAGUGAUCCUGAUUACGUCAACCAGUUUGUUAUCUGGAUGAUCCGGGACUCUAGCUGUAACUACGAGGCGUUUCUGAACGUCUUGAAGCUGACAGACAGAGUGUCUGAGCUGGAGGCUGUUAAAGACAAGGCUCUGGGAGAACUACAGUACCUACGAUCACUGGACACCGCAGGAGACGAUAUCAAUGUAAUAAAGAACCAGAUCAACAGUCUGUUGUUUGUGAAGAAGGUCUGUGAGACCAGGAUACAGAGGCUACAGUCUGGGAAGGAGGUGGAUGCUCUGAAACUAGCGGCUAACUUCGGCAAGCUGUGUAUUAUACCGCUGGAACACAUCCUUGUACACAACAUCGCCCUGCAGUUCUUUAUGGACUACAUGCUGGCGGCUGGGGCCCAGGCAGAGCUGUUCUUCUGGCUGACAGUGGAGGGCUACAGAGUAACAGCCCAGCAACAACUAGAGGUGAUGGAGGUACGGCAGAAGGAGGGAAAGAAGGGAGGAUCCACUAAAGGAUUGCUGAAGGCUGCAGCACUAGGGGUGUAUGAGCAGUACCUGUCUGAUAAGGCGUCCCCCAGGGUGCAGGUAGAGGAGGUGUCUGUUCUCAAACUGGGAGAGAAGCUACAGAAGGUCGGUGACCCCACGCCAGAGAUAUUCGACGACAUCCAGAGAAAGGUGUAUGACAUGAUGCUUCGUGAUGAGAGGUACUACCCUUCAUUCAAACAGAGUCCUCUCUACAUCAGGAUGUUAGCUGAGCUGGACAUGCUCAAAGAACCCUCCUAUAGAGGAUCAGAUGACGGAGACGGAGAAUCGUUCAACGGUUCUCCAACAGGAAGCAUUAAUCUAUCUCUGGAUGACCUGUCGAACUCCUGCCAUGACGACAAUAUACAGCUACACGCCUUCAUCUCUGAUACAGGGGUAUGUAAUGACCACGGAAAGACCUACGCCCUCUACGCCAUCACUGUGUUGCGCCGUAACCAUGACGGCAGCGAAGACUCCUGGAAGACCUACCGACGCUACUCUGACUUCCACGACUUUCACAUGAGGAUCACGGAGCAGUUUGAGAAUUUGACGUCGAUCCUGAAGCUGCCGGGGAAGAAGACGUUCAACAACAUGGACAGAGACUUCCUGGAAAAGAGAAAAAGAGACCUGAACUCGUACUUACAGCUGCUGCUGAAUCCAGAGAUGGUGAAGGCCUGUCCUACUCUGGUCCCAUACGUCUACGACUUCCUGGAGAAUAAACAGUACAGCAAGGGGAAGGGAGACUUCGCACGCAAGAUGGAUACGUUUGUGAACCCACUGCGUAGCUCGAUGCGUAACGUGUCCAUCGCUGUGAAGGGCCUGCCAGACAGUCUGGCUGAGGGUAUGAACAAGGCUGCUGACAACAUGGGACGCAUGUCUGAGAAGCUGGGACACGAACUCAAACAGUCCGUGUUCAAGGUGCCUCCACUGCUCCCCAAGUCUGACAUUGACCCAGAGCACUGCCGAGUCUCGGCCCAGCUGGACGACAACGUGGAUGAUAACAUCCCCCUGCGUGUGAUGCUGUUGCUGAUGGAUGAGGUGUUUGACCUGAAGGAGAGGAACCAGUGGCUCCGCAGGAACAUCAAGAACCUGCUGCAGCAGCUCAUCAGAGCCACAUACGGAGACACUAUCAACAGGAAGAUCGUGGAUCAUGUGGACUUCAUGACAGCUCCAGAACAGGUAGCAGACUACGUCAAGAAGUUCAGGGAUUCGUACUGGCCCAACGGAAUCCUGGCAGAGUCUCCACCCCGCCGGGACAAGAACAUCCGCAUGAGGACGCGGGUCGCCGCCAAGACCAACCUAUUGGGAAUCAUGCCAGAUGAGUUGAAGCACAUCAUCGGGGCGGAUACGACUCGUAAGGGCAUCCUGCGUGUGUUUGACAUGUUCCAACAUGGACCAAUGAACCGCCGGCUGGUCUACGUGCUCCUAGAAGGGUUCCUGGAGACCAUGUUCCCUCACUACAAGUUCCCUGAGCUGUUUGUCAAACUUCACUCUCGCUCGCCGCGCACAGCCAGAUACACACAGAAACUCAAGAGCACCUCCCUGAAGAGGUGACAGGAGACUGGGACUGGGCAGGCUACUGAGUGACACUCUGUCACACGGCGUGAGAGAAGAGAGGGAGGGGAGUUGUGGGGUUGAGAAGAGGUUAACGCGUGUGUUCUCAAGAAGGGAUUGUUGGACCGUCCUAGCUGUUAACUCUGUCCUGCUCUUCACUUCCCAUACGUGCCUCACACACCAACACGCUCCUGUAGCGAUAACAAACUGCUUUGGGUUUUAUUUUUUGGUUUCAUUUUUUUUUUUUACUUUUUUUUUUAUGCUAACUGUUUUUAUUGUAGAUGUGUGGUCAGAUUGGCAGAGCUGCUCUGAUAUGCCCAGCAGAUGAUCUCAGUUCCUGAUACCAGGCCAUGUCUAGAGAAACACAUGUACCGGUAUAUAAAUAGAUGGAUAGGAGAGGGAGGGGGAUAGAGGAUGCCAUGGGUAGUGAGACAGAAAGCGUGAAGGGAAGUGUCAAGGCGUUUGUUUUCACGUUUUUUUUUUAAUGUGACAUCAUCAUCCUGCCAUAAUCCUCUAGGACACGAGGAGGCUGGGUUUGGCCUGAAGGCCACUCCCCCUUUUCUAAUGCGCACAUCAGUAACCAUGACAACCAACUCUCUAACUGUUGCUUGUGUUUGACAGGGAUGAUUGACAGCUCUACUGUGCUUCAUGUUAAUCAUGUGAAGAAAAAAAACAGAAACCAGAAUGCACAGCUCCCCUGCUGGUGAGGCCUGGGUAAAUCUGAAAUGGCUCAUUCUAAUGCACUGCUUUCGGACAGACAGAGGCUAAUGGUAGUACUCUGCAUUUUGGGAAUGUGGUGCCUAUUUGGACGGAGACAGAAUGAAAUGACAGGCCAGACUGUGAAUGCUGCUGUCUGUAGAAGCAGCUGUCUAUCAAGUAGAAUGUACUCGCUGGGCCUGUCUGUCUGCGUUUGGUGUUUGAGAGUGUGUGUGUGUGUGUGUUUGAGAGUGUGUGUGUUUGAGUGUGUGUGUGUGUUUUGAGAGAGCGUGUG
Molecule: messenger RNA, 3988 nt
Organism: Coregonus clupeaformis (lake whitefish)
Lineage: Eukaryota; Metazoa; Chordata; Actinopteri; Salmoniformes; Salmonidae
Product: sorting nexin-13
Exons: 26
Coding region: 130-2997 (955 amino acids)
Cellular component (GO): early endosome
Molecular function (GO): phosphatidylinositol binding
Source: RefSeq, a predicted model, not a curated record